UUGUUUGACUGUCAUGAAUUUUGUGAAAAAUCUGAAAUUUCUAAUGGUGAAAAAGUAAUUUUCCAAAGUGAUACAUAUAGCUAUUCUCAUUAUUAUGACUAUUCCCAGUUAAUUCGCCGUAAUCAGACCUCUCCAAUUGGUAGUGAAAAUUUUGAGGAACCGGUUACUGAUGAGGAAAUAAAUAUGAAAUUCCCCUUUACAUUACACGGUUCUAAUAUCAGCACAUUCAGUGGAGAUGAUAGUGGAAGAAUUUAUUUAGAUCGAAAUGGAGCUUUCGCAUCAGUUAACAACGAUGUCACAUCGGAAUUUCAGUGUGAAACUGAGAUUUCGGAUCGAGAGGAAUUUUUAGCUGUCAGAAAAUUAUGUCCUACAAACAUUGAUGAUAAAAGUGAUACAAUCAAGGUGAUGUACGUGAUACACUCGAAUGGGAAGAUAUAUUUCUAUUAUGAGAACAUUCCUAGAGGACUAAACAAAAAAGUUUUCGAAUCGGGCUUUGGUUAUUAUAUCACGUGUGAAAAAGAUUAUAAAGGGCCUACAAUAUAUGUUCCUGAUGAAUGGAUCGAAAGUGGAACGCUAGUGGAAUAUGAAGUUCUCGGUGAUUGUCCAAAUCACAAUUCAUUUGAAGCAUGUCGAGGCGGAGCAACACCGAAUCCAAAGUGUAUUUGGUGUGAAAUAGCCAAUACAUGCAUCACUACAAAUGAUAAGGAUGAUCAUGACUUUAAAGAAAAUGGUUGCCGAAAUAAAAGUUCGAUUGUCGAGGUUUCCAGCGAACCAACAACUAUAGCAACUACUGAAACUGAUCUAAUAAAUGGAUUGAAGGAGACUAGUGGAAGCACUGAAUCACAUUUGAACAUGACCACCGAUACAACAAUAGAAGUAGAGAAAAGAAAAUCACCGCAAUACGUGUACAUCGUUGUACCAUUAGUUAUAUCUUUCCUUAUUGUAUGCAUUGGCAUUGGCAUUUGGCUGUGGUUCUACAGAAGGAAGAGAGUUUAUCCAUAGUCCCAACAAACAGUUUGUCACUUGUUUUCAUCAAGUUGACUUUGUUUUGUUCAUUUUUUAGUUUAGUAAACACACUUUCAAUUUUUUUAAUCAUUUCAAUACAUUGAAGAUUGUUUCAUGGAACUGCAUAUCACAUUGAUGAUUGUUUACGUAAUGACUGAUGUCACUUUGUUGGUAGAAUAUAAAAAUAUAAUUUUUUGUAUUUA
This is a messenger RNA of Schistosoma haematobium, 1208 nucleotides long. RefSeq lists its product as uncharacterized. The record is from RefSeq and is a predicted model, not a curated record. NCBI's taxonomy places the organism in Eukaryota, Metazoa, Platyhelminthes, Trematoda, Strigeidida, Schistosomatidae. The annotation marks the transcript as partial. The transcript is spliced from 11 exons.